This is a messenger RNA of Eimeria acervulina, 175 nucleotides long. RefSeq lists its product as hypothetical. Lineage: Eukaryota; Apicomplexa; Conoidasida; Eucoccidiorida; Eimeriidae. The transcript has a single exon. The record is from RefSeq and is a predicted model, not a curated record. The annotation marks the transcript as partial.
CUCUAAGCAACUGCAGCAGCGGCUCUCUCCUGUGCAACAACAACAGCAGCAACAGCAGCAGCAGCAAGCCGGGGGGCCCUACAGGGACAACAGCAGCAGCAACAGCAGCAGCAGAAACAGCAGCAAGAGCAACACCCAGCAACAGCAGCAACAACAGCAACAGCAGCCGCAGUAA